UAAAGAUUGUUUAUUAACAUGUAUUUUUCAUUUGCCUCAGUGUAAUUCAAAUGAGAUGUAAUGUCCUGUACUUCUUUUUACUCAUAAUUUACUUGUUUGCCUUCUUUUAUGCUAGCUCUCUCUUUAACAGUAACAGGGAAAUGAAAGGAUCAGGUUCUCCUUUUUUGCAUGUUAGUUUCACAUCUUUUUUGGGGGUGUUCUUAGCUAUGGGUAGCUACAAUCACAUGAGAAGUCAGGACUGAAUCACCAAGGCUCUUGAUACCAGAAGAAUCUUCCACAGAAUCGAGAUGACUGCUGUGUUAGUGUUGCUCAUGGCGGGGCUGGUCACCAGUGCUGUACACUGCCCUGAUGGAACACAAUGUCAAGACAGAAAUACCUGCUGUUCAACUAAUAUGGGAUAUGCGUGCUGCCCAUAUCCCUCUGCUGUCUGUUGUAUGGAUAAGGCCCACUGCUGUCCACAAGACUACUACUGUGACCAGCCAACACAGAGAUGUGUGAAAGAGGGACUGCAAUGGUUCAUAUUCCCAUGGUCCCCACAAAUAUCAGCAGAUAAGCUGGACAAAAUUUCUCGCUCACAUCAGGAUUUGUGCUGUCUGAGAGAGACAGGCUGCUGUCCCUUUGGAUUUCACUGUGAUGAGGGUAGCACAGUGGCUUGUGUGAGUGACAUGGAUCAGUUCACCCCGGUGAUGUCCUUGAAACAGGCUUCAGCUAGCCAAAUGCACACUGGCAACAUACGCUGCAGCAGUUACUUCUACUGCCCAGCUGCAAACACCUGCUGCAAGACAUUAACUGGCCAAUGGGGAUGUUGUCCAUAUAUCCUGGGUCAGUGCUGUAAAGAUGGGAAACACUGCUGUGAACGUGGCUAUGAAUGUGAUGUAACAUUUUCCAGUUGCAAGAAAAAAGGCUUCUUAAGCAUUCCUGCUCAACUCAAGAGGAAGGCUUUGCUCCUGUGAAUCCAUGUGCUGAUGCAUGUCUUUGGACAACAAAAUAAUAAGCAAUAAGAAUACAGUGAGCAUUAAUUCACGAAUGAAUAAAAAAUUGCAUUUA
Electrophorus electricus (electric eel) is the source of this 1047-nucleotide messenger RNA. RefSeq names its product granulin a, tandem duplicate 1 (gene grna.1). Lineage: Eukaryota; Metazoa; Chordata; Actinopteri; Gymnotiformes; Gymnotidae. Gene Ontology annotation, cellular component: extracellular region. The record is from RefSeq and is a predicted model, not a curated record.